Helianthus annuus (common sunflower) is the source of this 3003-nucleotide messenger RNA. RefSeq lists its product as uncharacterized. Gene Ontology annotation, cellular component: Ino80 complex. The record is from RefSeq and is a predicted model, not a curated record. The coding region runs from base 383 to 2710 and encodes 775 amino acids. Lineage: Eukaryota; Viridiplantae; Streptophyta; Magnoliopsida; Asterales; Asteraceae. The transcript is spliced from 10 exons.
AAAGAAUCAAAGAUGUUUAAUUUUUAAUUACGUUUUGAGUUUUGCGGUGGUACUUGUUUCCUCUGCAUUCAGUCACCCGAAACCGGAUAACACCGACUACUCUUCCUCUUCUUCUUCUUCUUCUUCAUAUGUAACCCUAAUUCAACACACUGAUUUUUAUUGUUGUUUUUUUUUUACUUCAAUCGUUUGUCUUCGUCAUCAAUCUCUCUUUCUAGGGUUUGCUUCUCAGUUUUCCUACUGUUCUACACCGCAAUGAGGUUGAAGUUUCAGUUUCAUGCUUCGAAUUGUUAGUUUGGUCAUGGAAGAAACACAUAGGUGGCCGGAGAUUGAUACAACAUCUUUCCGUAAACUCGUAUACUUUUGAUUUGGAUUGUGUAUUUGAAUGGCGGCAGAUCAGCUGAACAAGCGAUAUAAGGUAAGCAAUGCCGUUCAUAAUCAUCACACGUCUUGGGAAAUGCAGAAAGUGAAGAGGAAGAAAUUUUCGCAUUACGAGUCAAAUACAAAGUCAAGAAUAUCUCUCGAGUGGGAUGACAAGAAGGAAUGCGUUGUUUCGAAGAAGGAGCAAAUAAGUAUUGCUUCCAGAGAGUUGACUCCAUUUCUUCCUCUUGUUGCAAAUUACCAAAACGUCCUUGGUGAUGUCUUUACAGCCCCAACUGAAUUGUUUGAGCUCAAUAACCUAACCGGUUUGCUAUCUUAUGAGGUAUGGCAAACUCAUUUGACUGUUCAAGAAAGAGAGUUUCUUACCCAGUUUCUUCCAGAAGGAGCUGACCCGCAUAGAAUUGUUCAUGAACUGUUAACCGGGAAUAAUUUCUACUUCGGAAACCCAUUCCCAAAAUGGGGUGCUUCAAUUUGUUCAGGUGAUUAUCAUCCCGAUGCCGUUCUCCGUCAAGAACAGUGUAACAAGGCUAACAAAUUAGCAUAUUAUUCAGAAUUGAAUGAAUACCAUACUAAAAUGAUAGGGAGUUUGCAAUUGUGGAAGGAAAAAUGGGCAAGCUGCACGAAUCCCGAAAAUUUUAUGCAAAAUAUGCCAAGACCCAGAAGAGGCUUUCACAAAAGUGGGCCCUCACAUGACAGCAUCAUACAAUAUGGUCCUCAACACGAUAUAGGUGCAGCAUCCGGUUCUUGUUCAUGGGACGCUGAUGCUAAAUCAUACUAUAGUGAAAGCCCCGAUCUAUCAGUUAGCUAUGGAGAAACUUUAACAAGGGUCUCGGGGAACAAAUGUUAUGAAUCUUCGGGUGGGAGAUCGGUGACGAGACCUAAGAAAGGAGAUAAAUUACGCAAGCUCAAUAUGGAGUACGGUGAUGGUGCCAAAUAUAUGUCAUAUAUCAAGGUUAGCAAGGAGCAACAUGAACGAGUUAAAAGCAGUAUGAAACAAUCUAACACCAGCAUCCAGCCACGAUCACUUAAUAACGUGUUAGGUAAUCUCGAUAGUUUUUGUGUUCAACCGUAUGAAGUGUUCGAGGAAGAAGAGCGACAGAAGCUGCAUGAACAUUGGUUGCAUCUGGCAAAGAAAGAUCUCUGUGUCGGGUUUGAGAACUGGAAAAGUUGGCGAGCUGCAAAGUGGCGAAUAGGAGUCUCGUUGAGGAACGAAAUGGAAGAUAAAUGGAAGCCAAGUGAUGAACCCGUUUUGAAUUUGUAUAAUAAUCGGGAUGACAAGUUCGUAGCUGUUGGUCAGGAUGAAGAGCAAGAGCAAUUAAACAAUGAGCAACACGUUGAAGAACCAAGUGAUGUCCUUCUAAUUGCACCAGAGGAGAACAUCGAACAAAACGGUGAACUAGUUUUCCAGUCAGAAUCAGAUCUUAACACAGAAAAUCACGAAACUACAAACGAGUCGAGCCAACUCUCUGAUCAGAAUCAGCAUCUGCCGCAAAUUUCCAUACCUGACAAUACCCAAGACUUCUGUCACAUAACAAUAAACACCAAUGAUAACGCUAUAACAGGAUCAGAGGCUUUCCCUUCUAGUUUAGUUGAAUACCCCGAAGAUAUCAAUCACACAAACGCCCCUGUGGGUGAACCGUUUCCAACACCUGCUGCCACCACUGAAAUUUGGCCGCCAGUUAGCCUACCAAACGCGUACUAUCAUCUACCUGCAUCCGUAAGCCAAGAUUAUCCUUCUAUCAGCCAAUCAAGUUUUCUCCACAGACGAUCCGAUGUUGGAGAUUCUUUCUACAAUCCUUACGUUAAUCCAGACCGUAACGAAUUACAAUUACAUUCACUUUUUAAAGAUCCUGGGAAUUCUCAUUAUCUAGGAACCGGUCAAUCAUUACCGCUGGAUCAAAACAUGUUUGCAGAUGGUGGGGACCGUUACUUGAUUCCGAGGCAUGAACACUUGUUGCCGCUCAACCAGGUUCAAGAUUGGUCAACGAACAGUGUUGUUAACGUGGCGAUGUCAGCACCAUCUCAUCAUCAUCAUCAUCGUCUAGGUCAAAACUGGUUUUCCGAGGGUGAGGGGGCGCGUGACGGGUGGGUAGGCGGUGUAGUACCGAGUCAUGACAUCAGGAAUGGUGGUCAGGUGGUGGACGAGAGUCUAUUUAGUGUUUUAUCCGGGUUGCGUUCGGGUGUCCACUACGGUUCAACGGAGUUUAUUCAGCCAGGGAGCUAUAUCGGGGUGGGGCGUGAACCGGUUUUGCCUACAACCACCAACGGUAGAGGGUCGAGUGUCAAUUACAUGAGUGGGAAUGAAGGCGAGUUAGGAUGGAUGAACAUGUGAGGUGGAAUGAUAAAGAUUAGGAUGUAGUUUUUUACUUUUUAGAUGGUAGAGAUAUAGAAAGGACAUAAUCAGUAUAUCUGAUGUUUUUGCAGGGUUGAAAUGCUUCUUUUAUUUGUUUUUUUUUUUUUUUAGUUUUUGAAUUUUGAUCAAGGCAGGUAAAGGGUUAUGUUAAAGAUAAAUGGAUGCAUAAAGUUGCAAGUGCCAUAUCACCUUUGUGUAUGACAUUCCCUCCAACUAUUGUAUUGUUGCUAUUUCAUAAAAUAUUAAAAUAAAAGGGGGGAUUUUGUUCAAAA